GUGUAGGCCAGGGGGUUGGCGGUGCCGUGUCAUGGAGGCUCAGUCAACGAGCAGCCAUUGAAGGGGAAGGAACUGUGGCGUGCGUGUGUGUGUGCGCGCGCGCGCGCGUGUGUGUGCGUGUUUGUGCGUGCGUGUGAGUGCGCGCGAGUGUGUGGACGAGGAGGUGGGGGCGGCCGACUUAAGAGUCCCAACUCCUUGGACUCCAUUUGCUAUUCUCUUCUUUCUCCCCCACACCUAUCUGGAGGUAGUGGGCGUUUAUAUUUGCGUUUCUUUUCAUUCAUUUCCAGAUCUUUUACAAUUUAAGGGUUGGGGGUAGUGGGAAAGGCAGGAAAGGGUCAGGGAAGGAGUAGUAGCAGCCGAGCAGGAGGAGGACAUGGAGAUGAAGAAGAGGAUUAACCUGGAGUUAAGGAACAGAGCCCCGGAGGAGGUGACAGAGUUAGUCCUUGAUAAUUGCCUGUGUGUCAAUGGGGAAAUUGAAGGCCUGAAUGAUACUUUUAAAAAACUAGAGUUUCUGAGUAUGGCUAAUGUGGAACUAAGUUCACUGGCCCGACUGCCCAGCUUAAAUAAACUUCGAAAGUUGGAACUUAGUGACAAUAUAAUUUCUGGUGGUUUGGAAGUCCUGGCAGAGAAAUGUCCAAAUCUUACUUACCUCAAUCUGAGUGGAAAUAAAAUCAAAGAUCUCAGUACAGUAGAAGCUCUGCAAAAUCUUAAAAAUUUGAAAAGUCUUGACUUGUUUAACUGUGAGAUCACAAACCUGGAAGAUUACAGAGAAAGUAUCUUCGAACUGCUGCAGCAAAUCACAUACUUAGAUGGAUUUGAUCAGGAGGAUAACGAAGCACCAGAUUCAGAAGAGGAGGAUGAUGAGGAUGGAGAUGAAGAUGAUGAAGAGGAAGAAGAUGAAGCUGGUCCACCUGAAGAAUAUGAAGAAGAAGAGGAGGAAGAAGAGGAGGAUGAGGAUGAGGAUGAGGAUGAAGCGGGCUCGGAAUUGGGAGAGGGAGAAGAGGAAGUGGGCCUAUCAUAUUUAAUGAAAGAAGAAAUCCAGGAUGAAGAAGAUGAUGAUGAUUACGUUGAAGAAGGGGAAGAAGAGGAAGAAGAGGAAGAAGAAGGUCUUCGAGGGGAAAAAAGGAAACGAGAUGCUGAAGAUGAUGGAGAUGAAGAAGAUGACUAGAUCAUUCUAAGACCAGAUUCCCUAAUGUUCCUGGGUGUGCAAUAGAGUGAUCACAUCUUCUUUGUUUCUUCAUGUACCAUAGCGAUCCCUACAGAAGAUAACCUGUAACUUUUUAUAGGAAAAGUGUGGUUUUACUAUUUUUGCCUUAUCAUUCCAAAUAAGAUUUACUAGUCUGUUAAUGAUCAUAUUGUAUGUAGAGAAAAAAAUUUUCAUUGACCCCAUUGUGAAAUUCUCUAGCAAUUUAUUUAGAAUCUUCAUUUUUCUCAUUCAAGCUCACUGUAUUAGUUAUUUUUAGCCCAUAAUUAAAAACAUGAUCACUUUUA
This is a messenger RNA of Canis lupus familiaris (dog), 1491 nucleotides long. RefSeq names its product acidic nuclear phosphoprotein 32 family member E (gene ANP32E). The record is from RefSeq and is a predicted model, not a curated record. Gene Ontology annotation, molecular function: phosphatase inhibitor activity; histone binding. Gene Ontology annotation, cellular component: nucleus. The transcript is spliced from 7 exons. Gene Ontology annotation, biological process: regulation of apoptotic process. Bases 374 to 1168 code for a protein of 264 amino acids. Lineage: Eukaryota; Metazoa; Chordata; Mammalia; Carnivora; Canidae.